Zychaea mexicana is the source of this 2767-nucleotide messenger RNA. RefSeq lists its product as uncharacterized. Lineage: Eukaryota; Fungi; Mucoromycota; Mucoromycetes; Mucorales; Lichtheimiaceae. The record is from RefSeq and is a predicted model, not a curated record. The transcript is spliced from 9 exons. Gene Ontology annotation, biological process: protein secretion. The coding region runs from base 27 to 2711 and encodes 894 amino acids.
GUUUUUCUUGGAACUUUUUCGUGAAUAUGGAAAACAACAAUGAACGAGAUCAUCUCAACAAGUUGUUAUCCGAUGCAGCGAUCCUAGUAGCAGCUGAACGAGAAAACUCUGAAGAAUCUCAAGCACAACAAAAGAAAACACUCGAAGAACAGCUUUCCUUGCGACUAUUACGAUUAGCCGUCUCUAAAGAACAAAAGAACAACGACGAUCCAGAAACCAUCGCUGCGACGCCAGUGGUAGCAGAUCCAGGCAAUGAAAAACGUGAAUUCGUACAAAAGUGCCUAGAUCUACUCGUUGCGAUUCAAGCAUCGCUUUUGUCAGUUAUUGAAGACGAACAAGAACAUACAGAACGCGAGUAUAUUGGCGUACGCGAUCUACGACUUGUUCAUACUCUGCUGCAAGUAAUCAUAUCUUGGGGAAUGUAUCCAUACUUUCAACCGGGAGUUGGCGUCCCACUAUCAAAACGAGUCAAAUCCGGCUACACCAACCAUGAGCUAGUGACACAGGAAGACCAAUCAAAAACUUCAUCAUCAGCAGCAUCUACAAAAGAAGGUAUCACUCAACUACUACAAACGACCAGUGCAUUAGUCGAUUUGGUAGCAAGGACACAAAAAGUACCAGCAAGCAAAACCUAUACCACCGUGGGAUCGAUUUUGUUGUCACGUCAUUUACCAGAUCUGUUUGCUGGAUUAUUGCAAUUGGCAUAUGCUCCUGCGCCUAAACCUCGUAACACCAAAUUAACACCGGCUAAUAUACCCAAUGAUCCAUCCAUGUUUUUGGCUUCUCAGGCCCAAUACAACAAUGUAUUGACUCGCGCUGAACGUGAUAAAUGUGCUCGUAUGUUUGCAUGGCUAUUUGAAAGGGCAGAUGUGCAUCGCUGCAUGGAAUCUCUAAUGUUGCUUUUGGGUACUUCUCCACUGCAUCCAGUGCCUGCCUGGCUACGCAGUAUAUGUGGUCGGUUUCUCUCUAAGAUACUUUUGCGCCCUAAUGGCGUGGCUACCGUUAUUGAGUUUACUGUCGGCGAUGUAGACGAUGUAUCCUUGGAUCAGCUCGAAAAAGUCUCAAAACUCAUUCUCGCUGUACCUCAGCAAAUGCCUUCUGUCGAGAGCUAUUAUACUGUCAUUGCACCACAAUUCCUUACUUUGCUGAGAGAAAGUGUCAGUAGCCCCAAACCACAUCUAUCCACGCGUCAAGUUGUCACAUUCAUCAUUGGACGGAUGAUUUCCUCACACACAAGUUUGUCAAAGAAGCUCAUUGUCGACAACGUUACUGGACCACUUGCGAAUAGCUGGGAUCAAGUCGAGGAAGACAUGGAGGACGACGAAGAUAUUGAAGCAAUGUCAGAAGAAGGUGUUCAAGAACUCUUAAAGAUCCUGCAUCAAAUGAUGGUUGGUGGCGAGCCAUCACCCGUUGUGAUCCAUACAUUUUUAAAUGAUGCUGUUGUACCGCUUUACCAUCUGUACGAUUUCGCCAUCAAGUCCAAAUCCGGUCUGCGCGAGACCGUUCUAGAUAUCCUUGUCACUUAUUUCCGUAUCAUGUCACCGGGCGAGAUUCUGCGUGAUCUGAAAACGAUUGUGCUAUCCAAGAGGGAUUUAGCUGGUGCGCGACAAGCCUAUUUCGCAGCAGGACCGUCGGGUGGUGUUGUUCUUCGUAUGAGCAAAGCACUGCGACCGCUGGCCGGCAAUCAGCUUCCAAUUGAUCCAGCAGUGAUGAUAGAAUUUAUCCAAAAGACAAACAGCCCAGAUCUUUGUGGCGAUUUCUUUCUAUUCCUGCUCAACGAGUAUACCAGUCUGCAAACAUUAUCUGCUGAUCCAAGAUUGAUGCUAUUGAUAUUACAAUUGAUCGUGGGUAUGCAGGAUUCGCUAGGAACUGAAAUUCUUUCGAAACCCGAACAGAUCCUGGCAUUUGCGAACAAUGUCGUCACGGACUAUGCCGAUCGUCUUGAAGAAGCCAAAAAUCAUUACACAAACAGCAAUAACAGCGCAAAAAACUUAUCCAGUGCUACAGCAACAGUAGAUAUCACCAGUAUAGUAUCGGAUGAGGAUCGACAAUUCAUGGACAAUAUACCCACCGAAGAAGACAUUGAAAAUGACUUAGAGUCAUUAAUCAUGUCUAUCAAUUUAUUACGGGCAGUUAUGCAUGAAAACGAAGAGCUAUCACCACGAUCAAGCCAACUACUAGAAAGUUCGAUUGCUCCGUUAAAACAACUCGAAUCAUACAAGAUCCAUGAACUCCAGGAACCGGUUCACGAAGUGUUGCUGGCCAUCACCUCGUACAUUUCGGCACAGAAAAUGACUGGUAGAAGCAAAAAAGGCAAAGGCACCGCUGACCAAGAAGAAUCAGAGCAAAAGUUCCUGGAUGCUAUGCGAGCGUUACAGGAUGAUCUCUUGCCCGUGCGUGCACAUGGUAUUGGUAUCCUACGUGACCUAGUUCUUGCUAAAGAUCCACUUGUGUCCUCUGGACCAGCACUCGACAAUCUGCUCGAUAUUUUUGUGCGGUUAAUACAGGAUGAGGACAGUUACAUCUACCUAAAUGCGAUCAAGGGCCUGUCUGCCCUUACGGAUAUCCAUGGCAACAAGAUCAUUGAGAAGCUGGGAGCGACUUAUGCUGACGAGAAAGAAAGUUUGGAUAACCGGUUACGGGUUGGUGAAGCGCUCCUGCAGACAGUACAACGAUCUGGAGAUGCAUUGAGCUUAUAUGGUAAGCGGUAACAUUUGAUUUUGGAAAAUUGUCAUAGUAACGCGAUCCGUGGUAGAGCAUUAAACUC